AGUUGUAUGCCCACCACCAGACGUAAUGGAAAAUUGUCCGACUGAUAGUAUCUUAACAAUGGUACCAGAAACUACUUUACCCACUACUACUGUUACUACAACAUUAGCAACAACAACUUCAACAAGUACUACAACAACAACUACAACAACCACCACAGUACCGCCUCCAUUAUCAACAAUUAUGGAAUCUGAAGAGGAGCCCGACGAGAAUAUGAUUACAAAGCAUAGUGAAACUGAUUCAUCACUGCCUAUUGAAAAGCUAUCAUCUCUUGAUAAUGAAGAAGAUUUGGAAACUAAUGGAGAAAUGGUAUCAAAAUCACUUGAAAAUCUUAAUAAUACAGAUUCUGCAAUAACUUCAACAUCUACUACUACAAGCACUACAACACCAAAACCAAAACGUAAUCGCAAAAAAAAUAGAACAACUGAACCACCAGAAGAAAGACAAUUGAAAAAAAGGAGUCUUAGAUAUCAUCAUCGUGAAUCAAUUAAAAUAGUUCCCGGAGAUUAUCGUAAUUUUGAUGAAUACUUCCGUCGCUAUUACAAUCAAAAAUGGAAACGUUCUAUUUCAUUCCCAGAAACAUCUGAUACAAUAUCCGAAUUAAGAUCAAAACGGGCGUUAAGCUCAUCAACUACAUCAGUAUCUUCAGACAAUCAUAUGUCAGUUUUUAAAGAAUGUUGCCCGAAAAAAAUACCAACAUGUAUUUGUCGUAAUGAUUGUCAACGACCCGUAUGCGUCGAUACAAAACAAAUUCUUGUACAAACAAAACCAGGUAAUGCAAGUCAUCCGGGACAAUGUUGUCCAGAAUAUGUAUGUGUUGAUUCUGAACCUGAUUGUUCUUUAUACAUGAAAACUGAAAAAAUAUUUUGGCCUAGCAAAUGUCGUAUGUGUCAAUGUAUACAUGGUAUAAAAUUCUGUCAUGAAAUUUGUCCACAACCCAAUCAACAUAGUUAUAUUGAAUCAAAUUGUUAUUCGGAUAAUACAUUGGAACGUAAACUAUUUAAGGAAGGUGAAACAUGGAAAGAAGAUGAUUGUACAGAUUGUGAAUGUGAAAAUGGUGUUCGUAGAUGUUUUACAGUACAAUGUAGUGCAAUGUAUAAUUGUAAAAUACAAAGAAAAUUACCAGGUGAAUGUUGUCCAAUUUGUGAUGAUGAUAAUUUAAAAGCAACAACAACAACAACAUCAUCUACAUCUGAAAUACCAAUUACAACAGUUAAAAUGGAAGAUAUAAUAACAACAACAACAACUGAAUUAACAACUAUAUCAACAGUAACUUCAUGUCCAACUUCUUCAUCUGAUUUAGAACCAAGCAAAAGAAUAUCAAAUUUUAUUCAAGAUAAUAUUGUUCCUUUAUUAAUGGUUGCAAUUGUUGCACUUUUACUUGCUAUCAUCAUUGUAUUUGUUCUUUAUAUAAAAGCAUUAAGGAAAGGAAAGAAAAAUAAUUAUUUAUCAAUUCCGAAUGGUGAUUCGAAUUCAAGUCAAAAUCAUAUUGAAAAUGGUCCUAACACUAAUGGAAAUCAUCAUCAUCAUCAUCAUCAUAACCAUCAUAAUCAUCAUAAUAGUCAACACUCAAAUUCAUCUUCAAAUUGAUAUAUGUAAACAAGAUGGAUGAUCAAUAUACUUUUACUUUUAAGAACAAAUUUAUGUUUACAUAUUUAGGAAUAUUUUGUUUUAUUUUUCUUUAAAUUAAAAUUCUCUAUAUUUAAUUAUUUUCAUGUAAAUUUUUUUAUU
This is a messenger RNA of Condylostylus longicornis, 1729 nucleotides long. RefSeq lists its product as uncharacterized. The transcript has a single exon. The record is from RefSeq and is a predicted model, not a curated record. Gene Ontology annotation, molecular function: protein binding. Bases 26 to 1588 code for a protein of 520 amino acids. Lineage: Eukaryota; Metazoa; Arthropoda; Insecta; Diptera; Dolichopodidae.